CGCAUGAAACUAUACUAUUACAAGACACUUUCAGAAGGUUAUUCGGGUGAACGGCAAAAAUCACUCGCCACUAAAUAUCACCUUCUCCAUCUCUAAAUCACCAUCCAUCUCUCCACGAUUUGUUAGUGGUGAUUCAAGGAUCAGAAUGAAGGUGAAGGUAGUUUAUAGGAAGUUACGUGAUUAUGUCCGAUAUGAUUUGAAAGAAAUUGCAUUCCCUUCAUCUUUACCCGACCCUCCUCAUUUUAAAAAGCGGAGAAAGCUAACUUGGAAAGAACGAUAUCUGGUGAUGAAGGAAGCAACUAGACUUUAUGCUGCAAGUUGGGUACGAGAUAUAGGUCCUGAGCUGCGACCAAAUGAAUACAAGAAAAAGGAAAAUACAGGUGAUCAACCCGAUGGAGCGACGGGUUCAAACGGAGAAACAGAACCUUCUACAUUGGAGGAUCUAGCUGUUGCUGCUCGAGGUGGAAUGGAGACCCUUAGGCCAGCUUUGCAGCGGGUUUACAUGACCAGAGCAUCUGCUUAUAGAGAUGCAUUGAAGAGCUUCAUAAAAGGUUACCAAGAAGGAAUACAAGAAGUCAUGGAGAAAAAGAAUAACCCUGAUCCCCUUCAAGAAAACGAUGACCCAAAGAAGUCUACUUGAUCAAUUAGAAGAUCAUGAAGCGCUUUCAUAUAUAUUUACCCCAGAUGUAAAUUUUGCUUUCUAAUUAUAAAUUCGUUCAGUUUUAUGAGUGUCGAUUUUAAUAUGAUACUAGAUUGUUAACCUAAGGUGCAUAUCCUUUAAAACUUUGUAUUAUCUAGGCGUGAUGAUGCUGCAAAUAACUUUGUUAGAUAAUGAAUGAUUUUUCUUUUA
Erigeron canadensis is the source of this 850-nucleotide messenger RNA. RefSeq lists its product as uncharacterized. The record is from RefSeq and is a predicted model, not a curated record. The coding region runs from base 146 to 640 and encodes 164 amino acids. The transcript has 4 exons. Lineage: Eukaryota; Viridiplantae; Streptophyta; Magnoliopsida; Asterales; Asteraceae.